Molecule: messenger RNA, 2706 nt
Organism: Symbiodinium sp. CCMP2456
Lineage: Eukaryota; Dinophyceae; Suessiales; Symbiodiniaceae
Source: the annotation of a GenBank genome assembly
AUGCGAGGAGUCGGUCAGGGUCAGUGCAUCGAGAUCCUGUUGAUUCCUGAAGUGGCGUCUUUGGCCAACAAGGUCCUUGCAAAAGCUGAAGGCGUGGAUUCCUCACAGCGCAUCAGCCGCAUACGAUUGGCCAAGAAUUGGGAACAGCAGAUUCUUGUUGAUAUCAUCGGGUGGUUGAUUGUGAAUGGUCUCGUCAAGGACUUGAAGAAAAGCCGUUUGUUGUGCCAGCAAAAUGCCAGAAAUUUGUGGAGACAGUACGCAACAGCCCACUUGGAAAGUGCUCCGUCUGAUGUGCACAGAUGGCUGAAGGACAGCAAGACGAAAACUUGCUUGGAUUGCCUGCGAAACAGAAUUGAUUUCACCGUUUCGAACGCAGUGCCGGGCAGUCCACCCCAGCCGCUGAAGGAGAAGCUGGUUCAGGAGUUUGAUGCCAUUCGUCGUGAUGGGCAUGUUUGGAGCGAAAGCGUAGUCCACGAGGUCGAAGCGACAUUCCAGGGCAUCCUGGCCUCCUUGUCGCCGGAGAUGGAGAACGAGAGCAUGGAGGGCGGCCUUGAACUCGAUGGAGAGCAGGUGCAAGAGCAGGAGCAGGAGCAAGAGCAGGAGCAGGAGCAGGAGCAAGAACAAGAAGAAGAGAUGGAGAUAGAGCAGGAACAAGAACAAGUGCCAGAGGCUGCUGCCAGGCUUCAGUAUAGCCGAGAAGAUGAAGCGCCCAAACCGUGGCUGCUCAGGGCCUUGACGAAGGACUUGGCCGCUUCCGGGCUGCCGUUCUUUCCACUCACAGACUUCGCAGUCAACAAAGGACUUUUGGGUGGCCACGCCGAACCAUUGAAAGGAUUGCCAGAGUUUAUUUGGCUUAGUGACAACUACUAUCGCAGGUCCUGGCGGUUGUCCUCAGUGCGGCGCAUCAAGAAUGUGAUGUGCUUUCUGGAAUGGGUGCCUGAUGCGGCCUCCCUGGCCACACUUGCGGUGACGUCAAAAAUGACAGAACGUCAACGCGAGCGCUUGGAAGAGGUAUACCGGUUGUACGACCAGGAUGGCGACGGAAAGAUCAAGGGCCAUGAGCUGCGAGCAUUCUUCCAGGCCCUGGACCUCGAUGAGGAAGGUGAGGAGAUCCAGAAGCGGCAUCAUGGGUCGUUGUCGCUCAAGGAGAUCCAAGAGGAACUCACACGGGAGACGUUCUACCGCAUGCAGAAAGGGCGGUACUUCGUCGUGUUGUCGCUGGAGGAGGCUGAGCACCUACGAGGCUCCAUGCAUCUCCUGGGCUCGGAUUGGCCCAAAACUUGCGGCAUUGCUUUGCGAUGCCUUGGAAAUUUGGAGUCCAAGCUGGAUUCAUCCUUGCUGGACGAACUGGGGCCAGUGACGGAGUCGGCUGAGCUUGGUUAUCAACUUGAGGUGGCAGAGCAGGUUCUUCGCUUUACCAACUCAGCGGCAAACUUCCAGGCACGCGAGCUCAGCAUCUUGCUGCGCUCCCUGCAGCGUACGGACAUGCCAAAGCGAGCUCCGUGGUGGCUGGACAUCCGCGCAUGUAGGAGGCGGUCACAGCUCCCGUGGCAGCAGCUACCACUUGCCAAGGUGUUUGCAGAAACCGAUGGACUGGAUGACCUUGCCGUGCGAGCAUUCCUAUCAAGAUUGAGCUGGGCGCUUGCUGGCAUGCGCUUGUCCCCUGCAGAUGCAUUCAUGAAGCUGGACUCUGAUCGGAGUGGGUCAAUCGACCACAGAGAGCUGACAAAGGGCUUGGAGUGGCUUGGUCUUCGAAAGGCAGUAGCGAACAACACCCGCUGGGCAGAGCACAUUGCCAAAAUCUUCCAGGUGAUGGAUGCCGACGGGGACGGCCUCUUGUCUUUGAACGACUUCAAGGGCGCCCUGGAGUUGGACGAGCAGGACUGGGAAAGCGUUCCUGCUGCGUCUGUCAUGCGACCAGGGAUGGACUUACCACUUUCGUCUCGGCCCCCGAUGCCGACAGUUCUACAGCCACCAGGCAAGGAACCAGCCAAGCUGAGCCAGAGGGACACCAGGUGGCUGCCCAGCGGCCGCUUCCGGUUCAAGUGGCAGUGUCAUGGAGACUUCGGUGAAGUAUGGAACACUCAAGGCACUCUGGCAGAGAGGAAGCUGUCAAUAUGGAAGCCAACGAAGCUUCGCACGAAGAACCCCGACAUUCGAGGCCCGCAAGUGAAGCAACGACUUUGUUUUGGCGAUGUCGCUGUCGCCGGCACCAAGAAGCCAGCACAUGUUGGUAUGCUCGAGGUGUUUGAUCAAGAAGAGAGUGGCUGGUUUCACUCAGGGGACUAUUCCGGCUUGGAAGCAUUUCUUCAAGCAGUUCUACCCCAUCCAGUGAGAUACCGGAAGGCGUGGUCUCAAGUUGCCGGCGAAAACCAGCUCCACCUUUGGAGGCCGAUUCCACCAUCCACGGACUUCGUCGCCAUCGGACUGGUGGCAACAGAGGCGGAUUCGGAGCCGGAGGUGACACGUGUCCAUUGCAUUCCCAGGGACUGGACACGGCAAGUCCCUGCAGAAGAAUUCUGGACGGAUGCGGGAACAGGCGGACAAGCGGCGAAAUUCUUUGUGUCUUCCUUUGCGGAAUCGAAGCUUGGGGCCAUCUUCGAGGUGGCAGCAGGCUCUUCACAUUCACCGACACCCGAGAUGCAUCAGCUCAAAGACUUUGCGCACCAGGUGUUCGUGGAGAUGCCAAAGUCUCUCAGACUUUGA